UUACGAUCUCAUAAUUCUUCACACAAGCAUCCUAUAAAGCAACAUACAUAUACACUAGCUAUAGCCUGUAGCUUAUACAAUGAACUCUUGAAUUUACCAUACAUAUUAACCGGAUUGUUUUAAGAUAUCGAGACGAUGGCGUUGAACUGGGGACCAGUGUUAAUGUCGGUCAUUCUGUUCAUCACAUUGACACCCGGAGUACUGUGCCAGCUUCCGGGGAAGACCAAAGCGGUUGAGUUUGGCGGAUUUCAGACAAGCGGCGCAGCUAUAGUCAUCCACACUCUUAUCUUCUUUGCAUGCAUCACAGUCUCCCUUAUUGCUCUUCAUAUCAACAUAUACGCUUCCUAAUCAAUUUAACAUUGCCGUGUCCCUCAUUGCUAGCUGCAUCCUUAAUUUUAUAUCCGAAU
Molecule: messenger RNA, 407 nt
Organism: Brassica napus (rape)
Lineage: Eukaryota; Viridiplantae; Streptophyta; Magnoliopsida; Brassicales; Brassicaceae
Exons: 1
Coding region: 136-348 (70 amino acids)
Source: RefSeq, a predicted model, not a curated record